Messenger RNA from Fomitiporia mediterranea MF3/22, 624 nucleotides. RefSeq lists its product as uncharacterized. The transcript is spliced from 5 exons. Lineage: Eukaryota; Fungi; Basidiomycota; Agaricomycetes; Hymenochaetales; Hymenochaetaceae. The record is from RefSeq and is a predicted model, not a curated record. The coding region runs from base 1 to 624 and encodes 207 amino acids.
AUGGACAUGGAUGACAAGCUAGUCAAACAUACACUCAGUUCUGACACAGAAAACAAACCAGAGGACAAGGUUGUAAAGGAGGAAACUGACAGAUUGACCACAGAUCCUAAGUCUGAAGACAAAGAGAGCUCAGACAAUAACACUCACAAUGAUGACAAUUUGGAGGGUAAGGAGGUUUUGUCUGUGCCAGUAGAGGGUCAAUCUGGCAAUUGUAAGGCAACAGUAGAGGAGCUUACAAAAGUGAAGGAGGACAAAGCUACUGCUAGGGCUAAAGUAAAGACAGAGGCCAAGAAAGCAAUGUGGGCCAAGGUUAAGGAAGAGGCUCAGGCCAAGGCAAAGAAGGAGAAGGAGAGGGGAAAGGAGAAGGAGAGGGAGAAGGCUAUAGCCUUAGCACAGUUGGUAACAAAGCAGAAGGAUAGAAAGGAAAAGGAGGGGUCCAAAAGUUCUGAUACUGUUGUGAAUGUGGAAAAGUUGAAGGUGGUAGUAGAAAAGGGGAACAAGCCAGUUCCUAAAGGAGUUACAAAACCAGAAAAGAAAAAGCCAGUCACAGAGAAAGAGAAGGUUGAUGCAAGAAGGGAUGGGAAGGAGAAACGAGUCAUAGUUAGUAAGUACAAGUAUGGCUAA